AACUGUGGAAAAGUUAAAGGAGAAGUGUCACUAUCGCACAAAAAUGGACACAAGUCUGAUGUAUGCCGCAACAAGCUCAAAAAUUAUAAGGCUCUAGUCAGCCUCACUGAGGAAGACCUUUUCACAGUGGUAACUGAUGUCAAUAUGGUUGAAAGCAACCCUAAAGAAUGGUGGUACAACACAUGGUCCAUCUUCAUCACUUAUCAAAGGAGAAAAAUUGAAGAGAAGUUGUUCAUGGGGAACACUGAAGUCUCCAAGAUUGAAAGCCACAGUAAGGUGAUUUUGAAGAUGUCAUAUAGACUUGAAGUCACUGUGAAGAACGUGAAGCACAUGCCUAACAUGAGGAAGAACCUUGUUUCAGGAACCUUUUUCACUAAGAAUGGAUUUGCCAUGACUAUUGAGGCUGACAAACUCGUGAUUCAAAAGAAUGGGGUUUAAUUGGGUAAGGGGUAUGUUAACGAUUGACUCGUCAAGAUGAAUAUAAUGGGAGUCCGUCCGAAAGUUAUAACUCCAUAAGUUUCAAGAAAGAAGAAACUAGUUACAUAUUUGGUUGAGUUUUUUAAUAUAUAGCAUGAACGAUUAUGCCAUGUUAAUUCCAAAUCAAUAGAAAUAGAAAAAAUUAGUGAAUCUAAAUUUAAUCUCAAAAUAAAAAUAAUAAGUAGAAAAAAUGUAAAAUAUGUGUACAUGCUAAACUCAUAAAAACGUCAUCACCUCAUGUCGAAAGAGCUAAUGAACCUUAAAGUUAAAUUCUUGAAUCUUAUGCUUGUAUAAUUUAAAGUGCCUUAGGAAGAUCAUGAUCCUUAUGCUUGUAUAAUUUAGUCUAUUUGAAAACGAGACAUAUAUAAUAAGCUUUUCAAAAUGAUUAAUAUAGAUCACCCAUAAAUAUUCGACACGUAGAGGGAAACUGUCAUGCUUGACAUGAAGCAAAUUUUGGAGAACCUCAUACGUGUGUAAGUCUUAUGCUUAUGAAACAUUUGUCUUGUCGAUGGAUCUUAGCAAUAUGAUUCAUUAUUUAGUGGAUAUGGUUGGUUAGACUUGGCUAGAGAAACUCAAUUUUUCUUUUUUUUUGAAACAUGAGAAACUCAAUUCUUGGGUGCUAGAAACUAAACAUAGAAGGGAAAUUUGGGAUCAUAACCAUAAUAGAAUGAAAAUUAAGGAAAUACACAUAGCAAGGGAAGGGCUAUGAUAUGUUAUAUAUAAUGUUGAUUUUAGACAAAAAUGCUCUUCUCUGCGCGUGAAAAAAAUUAAAUGUCGUUGUGUCUUCUUCUAUGUAUCCGAAAAGGUUUCUCUCACAUAAAAACAAAAUUUUCCAAACAAGCGAAGCAUCAGAUCUAUUACACUAAAGGAUUGUGAACAACAGUUGAAGAAGAAAGAAGGGAAUAUCAGAGAAGGACGAUUGACGAGAGGGGUCAAAGUUGUAAGAAAAGAAAAGUUAGGAUUCAUGCGGCUAAUGAAAUUUCCCGGCGGCGCAAGUGCGCAACUGCUUUGAUUUUGCAGAUCCGAUGGAAGGGGUUUAUGGCAGCUACAUGAAUAAGGUAACCUGACAUCGAGUUUCAAAAAUUUUCCCUUUACUGUCAAUUUUUAUAUGACGCCAAAAAUUGAGAGCAUUGCAUGUAUGUCACGGUGGUUUAUGUAGGGAUUAUAUAUUCAAAGUUCUGGGUUGUGGGGUUGGAGAUGGUGAUGUAUGUCGUAACCGAACAAACUAUACUAUAUGAAAGAGUAAAAUAGUAUAGUAGUUAGUAAUUUUAUCUUUUAUCUUUGUAUAGUAUAUUAUGUCACAUAUGCUACUGGUGGAAAGUAUAAAUGAUGUUAUAAAGAGUUGAGGUAAUAAUAUACUAUUUAGUAGAUUGUAUAGUUUAAAACAUUGUGCUAGCUUUCAGUAUGCAAUUUAAAUGAAUUAGAAGUGCAAUUUAUAUACUAUCCUUAGCCCAUAAUAAUACUGUAUUUAUGUUUGGUGUGGUACAAGAAGAUGUUUUUUAAUUACCUAAAGUCUUUCCUGUUGCAAUUAUAAUAUGGAGUUUUAGGCUUGCACAUACUGGUGUAUCAAACUUGGUAGGAAACAUCAGCCAAAAACUCAUAAACAACUAAAUUUUUGAUGGAUCAAGGUGAUAAAAUUAGCUAUUUCCAAUGAUCAGCAGAAACAGUUGGUGAAUUCCUUGUUCACACACGGGCAAUAUGCAAUUUAAAUUAUUGUUAUGUCUUAACCUAUGACUUCUCGUUGAAUGCAACUUGCAUAUUGCUUGUGUCUACUCUGUACACAUUGUUUCACAUCACUAACUUUGGAACGAAACUAACCUAAGCUCAUAUUAAGGCUGUUAUGUAUGUUUAAGUUGCACAACACAGCCGUAACACUAAUUUGUAUCUCCAAAUUGUUUGUGUUAUUGUGAAACACACUAAAGUGAACAUCAUAUGUGUUUGUUUUUAGGCUAUCAUACUAUACUAUGUUACCUAUAGUACAAUAUAUUUCACUUUGUUUCGAAACAUUUGCAUAUUAUAUUGUUCUCGUGUUUAAUAUAAUCACCAGAUGGAUAAAUCUACUUUCGUUACUUACUACUGCAUAACUUCCCGAAAUAUAUAAACAAAGUGCUUACACCAUUUCACAAUAUCAGUCUUCCAUCACAUAUCCUACAUGUACUAUGCAGAGCCACCAAAAGUCUUGCACUAUUACUUGAUUUUGAUUUUCUAAUUGGAGUUGUAUCCGUACUAUACAUCGACACCGUGUCAGACAUAUGCAGUUCUAUCAUUUGCUUCUUCUUUCAUUGAACUAAACUAAUGCAUUAUGUCACUCAAGUGUAUGAUUAUACUAUAUGUUGUAUAAAAUAGUAACAUUACACACAUAAUACAUAUCCUUCUUCACAUGUAUAUAGUUUCCUAUAUAGUGGUCUCCAACAGUUUGGUGACUUAUUAGUUCACUAAUUAGACUAUGUGUUUCUUAUUCCAUUUCAAUACACAUUCUCUCAAAUGACAAAGUUCGUAUGUGCUAGCUUUUUCUACAAAGUAUGCUAUUUUGGGAGGUUAGUUGUUUGGUUAUUUUGGACUAUUCUGUAUGAUGUAUAAUAUCGUAUGUGUGUCAACAUGUUGGAAUCUCAGUUCAAAAAAAUAUGUGCAAAGAUAGAGAUGUGAUAGUCUAUGCCAUAAGUUUGGUAGAAUGGAACUGAGCACAUGGUUUUUAUCUCCAUCGUCAUCCAAACGCGUUAUUUGUACACUCACGCGCUCUAAGGGAGAGAAAAGGAAAAAUUGGGGUCAAAUUGUCCCAUCCACCACUUGAAACCGUUGCAUGGACAUAUUCUUCAUUUUUUCUCCUCUUAUGAAUAUACAGCAAAAUCACCCAACAUAGAAGCUAAGCUGCACUAAUAAAUAGAAAUAUUCAUAUAGAAUAAGAUGUAUGCUUCAGCACGCACCAGUUCCAAGAUUAUAGAGCAUAUUUUCAAGAUAUGAUCUAUGAAGAUGUCGUAGUUUCUCCAUAGAGUAAAAUAAACUUGGUAGGCAUAGCAAACACUUCAAAUUCUUUCAACAUCUCUUACAUUUCUCAGAUAACCAACUCUAAUUUUUUUAUAGUAUAUUACUUUUAUAACUGAGCAAUUCUUUCAAUAGCCUUUUUAAGUUUUUGUUAACAAAAUAAUCACUAAAAAUAACUCAUUUCUAUUUUAAAAUUUUUAUUUUUUAAAAUUUAAGACUCCAUUUUUAAAAUUGCAUCCCUUAACUUUAAACCAUAAACCUAGAUUAGUUAACUUUGGAUUAUAAAUGUAUAAUUACCUUUUAAUAAAAUAUCAUUUUCUUAUUUUUCUUUUUGAAGACUAUUUUUAUAAAAAUAAACUAAAAAAAAUAUCAUAGGAAUUUCUCUUUACUACCAAUUUGUUCUAGAUCAUUUCAAGUUUGAAUAAUAAACAAUUGUUUGAUAUUUUGUAAUUUAAAUAGAAAUCAAUUUAUAAUUAUUAAAUCAAAUAUAAAGUGAAUCUGUAAGAUUUAGUAACAGUAUAUUUCAGUAGAGUCACUGAAUAAAUAAAGUCAAAUAUGGUUGAGAAAAUUAAAAUAUAAUCCAAUAAAUAUAAAUAAUGAAGGAUUUUCCGAUUUUCUUUUGAACCUAAUAAAUUCAUCACUCAUCAGUCAAUUUGCGAACUGUAAAUCCCAAUGUCUAUAUAAGAACCGAACCAACGGUUCAGAUUUGAGGCACACACCUCUUUGACAUUUCUAGGAUUCGAUUAAAGUAUAAAAAAAAUCAUAAAAAGGAAACGCAGUGUCUCUCUUUCCUCUUCGCAGUUGUCUUCAGAUUCCCCGAAUCUCUCACCAAACUAUCUUCGAUAUCGCACGCGCCGCCGCAGGCUUUGCCGCCGGCAACUGCUUUUACCCUUGUCUUCUCCCCUCUUUUAUAACUCUUAAGGAAAAAGACCUAAGAAAACUCACCAACCUAUCUUCUCCGCUUCAAUUUCUCUCUGUUGCUCUCUUUUGAUCUUGAUUGCUCUGAGGAGGGAAGAGAGAAGAGCAAAGCAAAAAAAAAAAAGAAGAAAAAAGUUCCAAAAACCAAAAAAAGAAGAAGGAAAAUGGCUCAGGUUCAACCUCAAGGUCAGAAUCCAAACGGUUCGGGAACAGCGGGCGGUACGAUGUCGCUUUAUGUUGGAGAUCUGCAUGCAAAUGUUACGGACGCGCAGCUCUUCGAGGCGUUUAGCCAGAUGGGUCAAGUUGUGACCGUUCGUGUCUGUAGGGAUUUAGCUACUCGGAGAUCUCUCGGUUAUGGAUAUGUCAAUUUCGCCACUCCUCAAGAUGCUGCAAGAGCGAUUCAGGAAAUGAACUACAUUCCUCUUAAUGGAAAACCUGUCAGGAUUAUGUACUCUCAUCGUGAUCCUAGUGUUCGCCGAAGUGGUGCAGGAAACAUAUUCAUCAAGAAUCUUGACAAGUCCAUAGACCACAAAGCGUUGCAUGAUACGUUUUCUGCGUUCGGGAACAUUAUCUCGUGCAAGGUAGCUGUGGAUUCUUCAGGGCAAUCGAAAGGCUAUGGGUUUGUGCAAUAUGAAACUAAGGAAUCUGCCCAGAAAGCUAUGGCUCAAUUGAACGGCAUGUUACUGAAUGAUAAGCAAGUGUAUGUCGGACCUUUCCUCAGGAGGCAAGAAAGAGACUCUACCGCUAACGUAACAAAAUUCACCAAUGUGUAUGUGAAGAAUCUUGCUGAAUCAACUACUGAUGAUGCUUUGAAGAACACGUUUGGUGAGUUUGGAAAUAUUACAAGUGCGGUGGUGAUGAAAGAUGGAGAUGGGAAGUCAAAGGGCUUUGGUUUUGUUAACUUUGACAAUGCCGAUGAUGCUGCUAAGGCUGUGGGAACUCUGAAUGGGAAGACAUUUGAUGAUAAGGAAUGGUUUGUUGGUAGGGCCCAAAAGAAGUCUGAAAGGGAAACGGAACUAAAGGUUCGGUAUGAGCAGAGUUUGAGGGAAGCUGCAGACAAGUUUCAAAGCUCUAAGUUGUAUGUCAAGAAUUUAGAUGACAGUAUCUCUGACGAGAAACUGAAGGAGCUUUUUACACCGUAUGGCACUGUUACAUCUUGCAAGGUGAUGCGGGAUCCGAAUGGCAUAAGCAGGGGCUCUGGUUUUGUAGCAUUAUCAACUCCUGAAGAAGCAAGCAAAGCUAUGUCAGAGAUGAGUGGUAAAAUGAUUGAAAACAAACCUCUCUAUGUUGCUGUUGCUCAGAGAAAAGAGAACAGAAGGGCCAUACUCCAGGCUCAGUUUUCCCAAAUGAGACCGGGUGCAAUGCCACCAUCUCUUGGGCCUUGUAUGCAGAUGUAUCCCCCUGGUGGUCCAGGUAUUGGACAACAAGUGUUUUAUGCUCAGACACCUCCUCCUAUGAUUCCUUCACAUUCCGCGUUUGGCUACCAGCAACAGAUGGUUCCUGGAAUGAGACCCGGUGGUGGACCGAUGUACAAUUUCUUCAUGCCAAUGGUUCAGCAUGGCCAGCAGCGUCCUGGAGGUAGACGCCCUGGUGGGAUCCAGCAAUCUCAUCAUCAUCAGCAGCAACAAGUUCCCAUGAUGCUGCAGCACCCGAGGGGUCGCAUGUUCCGAUAUUCGCAAGGCCGUGGAAGUGGUGGUCCCCCUGAUGUUCCUGGAAUGCUUCCAUAUGAGAUGCCUAGUAAUAUGCCGCUACGUGACCCUGUGCUUUCUCAACAUGUUCCUAUUGGAGCUUUGGCUACAUCUCUUGCUAAUGCGUCUCCAGAACACCAGAGGACGAUGCUGGGUGAGAAUCUGUAUCCGCUUGUGGAGCAGCUUGAGGCAGAGUCUGCAGCUAAAGUGACUGGGAUGCUUUUGGAGAUGGAUCAAACCGAAGUGCUCCAUCUCUUAGAGUCACCUGAAGCUCUCAAGGCUAAAGUAGCCGAGGCUAUGGACGUUCUCAGAAGUGUUGCUGCGGGUGGUGCAGGCGAGCAGCUUGCCUCUUUGAACCUCAACGACGACCUUGUCUCUUACGUGUUCUUGUCUUCUUGUUGUAUUGGAAAAAUACAAUUUUCGUAGUGUGGUUUUUGUCUUUUCCAUACACAUUUGGAGACUUCUUGUUCUGUAGGAUUCUUUGACAUGGUUUGUUCUUCUCCUUUCCACCCUUCAAACUUGA
This is a messenger RNA of Brassica napus (rape), 6588 nucleotides long. Its product is annotated as polyadenylate-binding protein 2-like. Gene Ontology annotation, cellular component: ribonucleoprotein complex. Bases 4542 to 6491 code for a protein of 649 amino acids. Gene Ontology annotation, molecular function: RNA binding. The record is from RefSeq and is a predicted model, not a curated record. Lineage: Eukaryota; Viridiplantae; Streptophyta; Magnoliopsida; Brassicales; Brassicaceae. The transcript has 8 exons.